Drosophila teissieri is the source of this 1100-nucleotide messenger RNA. Its product is annotated as mpv17-like protein 2. The coding region runs from base 120 to 941 and encodes 273 amino acids. Gene Ontology annotation, cellular component: cytoplasm; membrane. Gene Ontology annotation, biological process: mitochondrial ribosome assembly. The transcript has a single exon. Lineage: Eukaryota; Metazoa; Arthropoda; Insecta; Diptera; Drosophilidae. The record is from RefSeq and is a predicted model, not a curated record.
AGUCAAAAAAGUGCCAUCCCCAAUCAGCUGCCAGUUUAACGUCAAAACAAUCGAGUCUUUCGUAACGUAAAUCAAAAACACACGGGACUACAGUAGUCACUAAAUUGCAGUGGCUGCGAAUGAUGUUGGGCAUUCGCUGCCUGCGCCAGUGCUACGGUCUCCGAAACCCGCCAGUUCCGUGGACACAGAAAAUCCAUGGCUCCAUCCAUGUCCGCAGAGACUACGCGGCUCUGUGCCGGAUGCGAACCCAGGUAGUGGGCCACCAAAAGUACGGAUUUCGUUUAAGCCACGGCAAAGGGGAAACGGAAGGUGGAACCCUGAGUUUCAUGCUGCUGAGAUGGACGAAAAUCGCGUGGAGCAACAUGUUCGGAAAGUAUCUGCUCGUGACGAACGUGGUGGGUUCCGGACUGCUGAUGGUCGUGGGCGAUGUGAUAGCCCAGGAGUACGAGUACAGGCGGGGAUUGCGGCACCAGGAUCGCUUUGAUACGGAUCGCAUGUACAGGAUGUUUGUGGCUGGUGCGCUGCAGGGACCGCUGCACCACUACGUGUAUAACUGGAUGGACAGGAUAAUGCCCGCUCGUACCUUGAAGAAUAUCUUCAAGAAGAUCCUGAUCGACCAGCUGUUCAUGUCGCCCGCCUGCAUCAUCAUUUUCUUCUAUUCCCUUUGCUAUCUGGAGCGGCAAACGCUGGAGGCCACAAAUCAGGAGCUGAUCUCGAAGUUCCCGUAUGUGUACAUGCUGGAUUGGAUGACCUGGCCGGCGGCACAGUACCUGAACUUUCGCUAUCUAGACACCAAAUACCGGGUGACCUUCGUCAAUGUGUGCACGGCUGUGUAUAAUGUGCUCAUGUCCUACAUGAAGCACGAUUUCGGGGUUCACUUACCACUGGAGGGGGAGUUAGUUGAGUCUUCCGAGAAGACCUUAUUACCUCCAAGUUCAUAGACGAAUCCCGAAGCCCAGGAAGCUGUUUAAUACACGACGACCACCGCGGAAGAUGUGUGAUAUUGAUAGGAAUCCAAAUUGAAUAGUUAUUGUGCACACGAGUGUUAUUAUGUAAAAAUGAGGCUCUUAAAACCAAUAAAUAUGUAUAAAUAUUAUAAA